Molecule: messenger RNA, 717 nt
Organism: Asparagus officinalis (garden asparagus)
Lineage: Eukaryota; Viridiplantae; Streptophyta; Magnoliopsida; Asparagales; Asparagaceae
Exons: 3
Coding region: 16-381 (121 amino acids)
Biological process (GO): mitochondrial respiratory chain complex I assembly; electron transport chain
Cellular component (GO): mitochondrion
Source: RefSeq, a predicted model, not a curated record
AGUUAAAAUAGCUGAAUGGGGCUUUCUGAGCCACCCACAAAGUUGAGGGAUUUUUUUCUAAAUUUAACCCUUUUCCUUGUUCCAUCUCCACCGAAGUCCAGAAACAUAAAGAUCCCAACUUUGACGGAGACGAAGAAAGAGAAUCAAAAUGGGGAAGCCACUGCGCCAACGGGAGAGUUCUUCAGGAGGAGAGACGAGUGGAGGAAGCACCCAUCCGCUCACCAGCAACCUCGCCCAUGCGACGCCGGGCUCGGCAUCGCCCUCGUCGCCUUCGGCUCUACCUCGUCGCGAGGCCGCCUACAACCGCAUGAACCCUCAGAUCCCGUUCCAACCACUGAGGAUCGAAAUCCCUCGUUGAAGCAGCUGAACCUCAGGGUGUAGCUGAAAGAGUACAUACUCUUUUUGCGAGUAUUGUUCUCUCGGUUGUUCCCUAAAAAGAGCAUGUUUCUUGGAUCUCACCUGCUUGGGUUGCAGAUGUAGUUUGUAUGAAUAGAUUGUGGCCUAAUCAAGUUUGUGCGCAAAAUUAAGCAUAAUUGCCUAACCAGGGGCAUAAUAAUUAGCCUGAGACAAAGUGAUUUUCUAUUUAUGCGAGCUGAUCAUUUUCAUAUUAUCUAAUACUUGAGCGUAGUCACAGCCAUUGUGUACGUGUCCAGUUGAGUUAUGUAAGACUCGUUAAGCGUCCUGAUAAUUUUCUGCUGUUUUAUAGUUGUGCUAUCA